Octopus sinensis (East Asian common octopus) is the source of this 5417-nucleotide messenger RNA. RefSeq names its product transcription factor E2F8-like. Gene Ontology annotation, molecular function: RNA polymerase II cis-regulatory region sequence-specific DNA binding; DNA-binding transcription factor activity, RNA polymerase II-specific. Gene Ontology annotation, biological process: regulation of transcription by RNA polymerase II. NCBI's taxonomy places the organism in Eukaryota, Metazoa, Mollusca, Cephalopoda, Octopoda, Octopodidae. Gene Ontology annotation, cellular component: RNA polymerase II transcription regulator complex. The record is from RefSeq and is a predicted model, not a curated record. The transcript has 12 exons. The coding region runs from base 367 to 3429 and encodes 1020 amino acids.
GUUUAAGUAGCCGAGAAGAGAGGGCUGACCCAGCCUCGUACAAACGCUGCGCGCCAAUUUUAAUUAGAGUUUAUUUCUGUCCUGUGUGGCUUUUACGACACAACUUUUGCAAAACCCACCAAAACUUUUUUUUGCAGACCUGGUUUUUUUUAGUCAUCUGUGCUUUCUUCUUCUUUAGGGUUUUGUCUUUUUAACGUUCAUACAUACAUACAUACAUUUCUCUUCUUUAUAAUCCAAACGGGGGUCUAUUUUUUUCUCUUGUUCGAUGUCACUUCAAUCCUUCAUACCGUGUGGAAAUUGCUGUGUUUGUGGGUAGAUCGUAGAUGUAAAUUCUGUUGGCAGCGGUUCAAUCUUAACCGAGACGAGAUGGCUCCAGUUAAUGAAACUUGCCCUGCUUCAGCUCACCUAAUCAAUAAAUUAGGUGGUGAAACUGAAGAACAGGACAAAGUUACAAGAAGAACACCACUAUGUGAGAAUGUGACCAGCAAUGGCCAGGCAAAAUGUAAACCCAAUGCUGACUUUGAAGAAGAAACAGAAUCAGUUUUCUGCAGUCCUAAAUGCAAUAAGGAAAAUUGUUUGAGUUCUGUAAAAUUUCACCAUCCAAAACUUUCUACUAGUGUAAAUGAUUAUAAACCCUACACUAGCCUCUCCUACUUAAUUGAUGAGGGCCCAGCUCAACCAGCCACUCCAGAAAAGAAGUGGGACUCAACAGAAUGUCAUGAAGCACCACUCACUCCUACUGCCAACCUGAAAAUGCUCUCAAGUGCUGUUAGUCCUGAGCUAAGGCGGCGGGACUUAUUGCAAGAGGAGAAAACUAACAGGCAUCUAUUGUCUCAGUGUGAUUGCAGUCAGCCAGAGUCUCCUCAUGGACUCCUCAAAGAGAAUAAUUUCAUCCAAGAUACUGAUUCGGGGAAAAUGUUCACCACUGGUUCCCGAAAAGAGAAAUCUCUUGGACUUUUAUGCCAAAAAUUUUUAGCCAAAUAUCCCAAUUAUCCUGAUCAAAAUGCUGGUAUUGAUAUAUCACUGGAUGAAGUCGCGCGUGAUCUAUCUGUUGGCCGGCGUCGAAUCUAUGACAUCGUUAAUGUGCUGGAGAGUGUGGAAAUAGUCAGUAGGGUGGCCAAAAAUAAAUAUGCAUGGCAUGGAAAGACAAAUUUGUGUACAACACUCGCCAAACUAAAGGCCUUAGCUGAGCAAGAGGGUUUUCGAGAACAAAUGAAUCGACUGAAAGAAUAUGAACUAAAGAAAGAAUUAGUUGAUAAUUCUCGCUCUUAUUCAUCAACAAAUGACUUGGAUAACUUCUCUGAAUCUGAUCAAGAUAUCUCAAAUUUAUCCAACAUACCCAAGUUUCUAGAAAAGUCAUUAGGUAUCAUGAGCCAGAAAUUUUUGAUGUUGUUUCUAGUUUUAAAGCCCAAAACAGUAAAUCUCGAUUUGGCAGCAAAAAUCCUGAUUGGUAACAUGACGGUAGAUAAAACUGAAAAUUCUAAAUUCAAAACAAAAAUUCGCCGUCUUUAUGAUAUCGCUAACAUCUUGACUAGUUUAGGGUUAAUCCGUAAAAUUCACGUCACAGAGAUCCGGGGUAGGAAGCCAGCAUUCAAGUAUAUCGGGCCUGAAGUAGACAGUUCAACUGACAUCAGUACUUGUAGCACUGAUGGAUGUCACAGACCAAGUUCCAGGCAUUCUUUGCUUGACUGUGUCAAAAAUCAAAAAAUUGCUAAUAUUCUCAACAACAAACCUGGAAAAUCAGGACUUCAGGGUGACAGUCCCUUGACAUCACAAGAUGAUUUAUUCUGUCAUGGCGCCAUCACAUCAAAGAAGUCCUUCUCUCGUCAUUCAUCUUUUGAUAGUAUUUGUGAAGUGGCUGAGAAAGAACGAACGAAAUUGUUUUCUCAGCCUUCAACGCCACUGAAGGAAAAUAAGGCUGAGUGGUGCCAGUCCAUUCAGCAAAGGAAAGAAAGUAGUGCCCAGCAUAUAAUCUUUGUACAGAAGGGAAAUGAGAUACAUGGAUAUCAUGUUCUUCCAAAUGCCAGUCAUUCUGCCCCUGUUUCUAAGCCUGUAAAUGCUUCUUGCAGUGAGGGGUCUGCUGCUAGUACAGCUAUUUCAGAGGUUAGCAUUCCCAUUCUAGGUAAUACAACCGCUUCAACUUGUGCAUCAAAAAUCUCGCAGAGCUCAUCUGCCCCGGCAGCUCCUAAGAUGCUUAGUCCCAGAAUAGAAUGUUCUCAUUCUUUAAUUAAGCAUUCCACAAACAGCAAUCUGACAGCUAAACAAAUGGAAGCAGUUUUAAAAUCUUUGAAAGAUCCAAUUCCAGUCGCCUCUAAUUUACCCACGUCAUUAGUGGAUGCCUCGACUCAGUCUUCCCCUUCAGCGGACCAGUCAGAAAAGCAUGCCGUUUCAGAGAAUUUAAAACCAACAGACACCUCCUUGCCAGGCGAGCCACUUUUGAAAAAGCGGCGAGUUCAGGAAAAUUAUAAAGACGACAAUGAAACUGCUGAUCUUCAGAAGAGUCCUUCAGGCAGUUCUGAGAGUAGCAAACGACAAUCUCCCAACAGAGCUUUACAUUUAGAGCCAGAAUUUCAAGCUACUAAAUAUUCUGACUCAGACUGUCCCAUUGUUAUUCCUGACGAUGACCUUGCUAUACCUCUCAUUCCUGUUCAUGAAUCCGAAGACAAGUCUUCCAAGGCUGUGUUACCGGCAGCUGCAGCUACUGCUGCUGCUGCUGUUUCUACUACACCUAAAGGUGGGUGUGGCUGCAACUGCUGUAUGAACAAACAUUCCAUGUGCAAUGUUCAGCCAACCACACCAAAGCUCAUGCAUAUCUCCAACCAAACCUCUUCUGUUGUACAGCUCCCUCUGUUAGCUGUGGCUAGUGUUACUGCCAGUCCUGCUGGAGUAACCAAUAGCUUUGCUUAUGCCAAUACUGACAUGACCCCAACACUUGCCAGCAUCUCUGCAAGAGCUGUGAAAGUGCACCAGCUUUCCAGUCCCCAUAUUGUCAUGCCCGUAACAUUUACUUCGUCUCCUGUAUCUAACAUUGCCAUCUCUGACAAUCCACAGUCAAGUCCAACUUUAGUUGCCUUCCCUGUCUCCCAGCCCACCAUGACAUUGGCCCCAGUUCAGUUGGUGCAAUCUACAAGUAACAAUAGUAAUUCACAUUUGAAAACUCCCACACCAAUGACUCUUCCGAACCAAGUAACAACCCCUAACAGCCAGAUCUUUUUCCCGUCUCCCUGUACAUUAUUUGACGACUUAACAUUUGCCACACCCAACUCUUUCUUCCGCAAUACACCAAACCCCAACUUAGAUCCUUCGUCUUCUCAUUCUAAUUUGAUGUCUGACUUAAAACGUUUCAAACCCCAGCUCCUGACACAAGAUAAACCCCAAGUUUGUACUAGCAGUGCAGCUCGACGACUUAAUUUAAUUGAGUCUCCAUAAUCUCUAUUUUUGCUUCUUCUUUUUCAUUUUCCAUUUCUACAGGGGAUCUUGUUAUGGGCUAUGUUUAUGUAUAUAAACCCCAUCAGUGAAGAGUAAAUGCAAUAUUAACUCUUUAACUGUUUGGAACAUGUGAUAUCAUAAAUAUCAUUUUAUCAGUCACUUUUAUAUUCUCCUUUUGCCUUGAGGUCAGCCAUUAAAGAAAGAAUUUCCUGGUAUUUAUCAUUCCAGAUGUCUCAAAAGAAUGAAGUAUAUCCAAAGUUAAUUUAUAUUUUUUUAUUACCUAAUAAUAUUUUAUUUGAAUGUUAUAAUCUACUGCCAAGCUGCUUUCUAAAAGACCUUUUAGCUGGGAUUUUAAAAAAUGUGAAUUUAAGGAGUAUUUUCUUCAGCAAUUCUUACAAUAUUUGCUACCACUGUCCUCAGUCAGACAGGUGCAAUACUUAUAUAUAUAUAUAUAAUAUAUAUAUAUAUAUAUAUAUAUAUAAGUUACUUUUAAAUUGUUGGCCAAUGAAAGGAAAUAACUGUCUUGUAUUCCUGUUCAGCUGAGCACUUUACACUGUUGUUACUGCUGAGCAGUGUUCUGUAAUUAAGGUUAUGAUGCUAAAGUUAACAGCGAAAUGUGGGUUGUUUUCUAAAAGUUGUAUGCACCAGAUAAUUAGUGUCAUCACUUUAAAUUUACUGUUGAGUUAGAUUGACUUAGUGUAGUAGAUGUGUUCUGGUUUCUCAAAUCUAACUUGCAGAUUAUAUAUACCCCCAUAUAGACUGUGAUAAGUCGCCUCAUAUUGAGGUUAUUCUCCCUCCUGCUGAUUUUAAUCAUUCUACAUAUAUUUCGUUGAGUAUUAAUGACCGUAGGUUGUUCCAAAGAUAAUUUCCAAACUGAAACAAUAACGAUAUAUUUUAAAGAUCUCAGUCACUAAAUGCAAUUUUUUUUUUUUUUUCUUUACGGUACCAAGAGAAAUUUUCAAUUCUCUGACUAAAUAUACUCAACGGUUUUGUGAACAGUAGAGCUCUUCAAGGGGAUACAACUCUUCAUUAAUGAUACUAUAGGUGUUACCUCCCUUGUAAUGUCCACGUUGCACAUCGCUCUUUGCCAUUAUCAUCAUCGUCAUCUUCAAUUUAUUAUUCCAUUUUUCUUUUCACCAGUUCGCUUUUGUCGUUAAUUCCGCCCCCUAAUCCAAUUUGAAUAUCUAUCUUGCCGUUUCCCCAGAGAAGUAAUUUCACAAAGACAUAUAUUUUUAAGCAUCUUCUGUUCUGUUAAGGCAACCAAAUCAAUCAGUAUUUAUUUAUAAGAGAUAUUUUUAUAUAAAAUAUUGUUACCCACUAUUUUUUUUUUUUUCCUUCCCCUUUACUAUCCAGAACGUGGUUAAAUGCGGAGAUCGCAUCCACCCUUUACUUGUUUGUGGAUUUUCUGACAUGUUCUUUGUGAUAACAAACUCGUUUUAAUUCUCUUUUUUCAAAAGAGUCUUAUAGUCAAACAGCUUGCACAAGAUCUAGAUGUGUGUAUAUAUAUAUAUACAUAUAUAUAUAUAUAUACUCAAAUCAUUUCAAAAGAUCCAUUUGUAUACAUUCCCCCCUCCUCUCCCUUCCCUUCAUUAACCUAAAGAGAACUAUUAUUUUUUUACACCCAUCUCCAUUAAAAAGUAUCACUGAUGGUUGGUUCCAGCCAAAAGUGUUUCUGUAUCUUGCAUUAAGUUGACUUAAGAGAUUCUGUGAUAAGGGAAAAAUUUAAACAUAUAGAUGUGUUACAUAAAUAUGUAUAAUAUAUAUAUAUACAUAUUAUGCAUAUAUGAAUAUAUAUAUCCAUCUUGUUUUGUCUACUUCAUAUUUGUGAUGUCAACUCCUCAUUUUCACUGAUACUCAUGCAAUUAUUUAUAAAUAUAGCAGCAAAUUCUUUUUUAAAAAAUCAAAUUCAAAAAACUAUAUUUUAUUUUAAUAAAUUCUAUGCUGCAAAAUUUUGUGAAUUCUUAUUGAAAUAAAAUACAUCAACUUUA